Cyclocybe aegerita is the source of this 1644-nucleotide messenger RNA. The record is from the annotation of a GenBank genome assembly. NCBI's taxonomy places the organism in Eukaryota, Fungi, Basidiomycota, Agaricomycetes, Agaricales, Hemipholiotaceae.
AUGCAGUUUUUCCCUUCUAUCAACCAUGAGAUGUUCAUGGCUGUUCUUCUUGGUCGCUCCACAGUUUACUGUUGGAACACCUUUCAAUCUGACCCACGCUCUGCAGACAUGGGUGUCGGGCAGGGCUCUGCUCUCUUGCCUGUUAUCUCUGGGCUUUUCAUUGCUCUGGUGAUGAAGCUCUUUUACAUCAAGGCAGCACUGCUCAACACGAUGCUACUAUCCUUUGUAGAUGAUGGGACCAUUUUGGCCCAAUCCAAACAACUUGAUGAUAAUAAUGUGGGUCUGCGUAAGGCCUACAAAAUUAUCUACCUUCUCUUUGUUGCCUUUGCACUCGUUCUUGAACACAACAAGACCGAGUUGUUUCACUUCUCGUGUCGAGGCGACACCUAUAAUCCCUUGCUGGAUUUGGGGUAUGCCCCACAUACAGGUGUUACACCCUUGAAGCCCAAGACCUAUUGGAGGUAUUUCGGCUUCUAUUUCGAUUGCGGGCUCACAUUUCAUGAGCAUGUAAACUACUUAAAGACGACCGCCCCCCCAACCAAGACCCUUUGGGAUCAAACGCCGAAGCUCCCCAGAGGGCAACCCACCUCACAAAAACGGUGCAUCAGGAUAAGGGGAGGAAACCAUCGAGGUUCCACUGUGCAGGCCAUGCGCAUGCUCGGAAACUCUACCAGAGGUCUCUCACCUAAACAGCGGUGCCUCCUCUAUAGGUUGUGCGUGGUUCCCAUUGCCACAUAUGGCUAUUGUCUCUGGUACUUUGACGGCGCCCAUAACAAAGCUGCCAUGAACCAGCUCAAACGGAUGCAGCAAAAAGCUGCUCUUUGGAUUAUGGGUGCUUUCCACACCUCACCCACAGGCAGACUUGAGGCCUUAGCAGGUCUCAUCCCCAUGCAUCUCAUGCUGAAGAAGCUGGCGAUGCGUGCAGUGUAUCAUGUCACCACCCUGUCAGACACCCACCCUCUUCGCUCCAUGAUGGGCGAGGGACUCCUCAAACAGGCUGAACCCCACGCCCGUUCUGCCACCUUGAUGACCCCAGCUAUGCGGGGGAAAGUCAAGAGCACCAUCAUGGAGGUGGACGAACACAUCCACACCUUAACUGAGAGCUUUGAGCCCUUUGCACCCAAAGCUCGCCCUGGUGACCAGUUACUGGACUGCUAUGCGGACCAUCUCCACUUUGACGAGCGCGAUCCUACCCAAGAUAGGCGCCCAUAUCUAGAUGAGCUCAUCGCAAAAGCGAGGGCUGACCCUUUAACAGUACUGGCUGCGGCUGAUGGCUCUGUCCCUCAGUCCAACCAGUAUCAGGCAGCUUCGGCUGCCAUCAUCUACAAGGGACAUUGUGAGCUCGAAAGGACUCGCUAUGUCUCUGGCAGGGUCACUGCCCCAGAUGCGGAACUCAAUGCCAUUUUGUGCACGGUGCGCCUUGCUGUCAAGCAGGCAAACUGCCAACAUAUCAUGGUCUUCACUGACUCUAUGGGAUCGGCCCACAGAGCAGUAGACCCCUCCAUGCACUCUGGUCAGGCUUUCAGUCUGUCAGUCUGUCGCGCACUCCAAGAGUGGUUCGAGGCGGAUGAUCUCUGCCACAUCACCUUUGUUUAUGUUCCAUCUGCUUUGCGUUGGGACAUCCAUGGUGAGGCACACAAGUAA